CUGGGCUCCGGGAGCAAGCGUCUGUCUCUUUAAAUGCCAGGGGCUGCGCUCCCGCCCGGAGAGCCGGGAGCCGGAUCUACAAUCCCGUCCCUCCCGCUCCCGCGCUUGUUGCUCGCCGGGUCCGAGCGGGAGCUGCCGCCGCCGGGCAGCAAGGCUGCUUCCUUCUCCGCCUUCUCGAGCCCCACCUCCCCCGAGAGCAGGUUGAGGGAGAGCAGCAGCCCCAGCAGGAGGGAGGGGUGCGGUGUAAACAGGCAUUGCUCCCCACCUUCAAGUCUUGGAGCGCUACGUAGCCGCGGGGGCAAGACAUGCUUCGCUCCCCCCUGCCCAGCCCUGUUGCCACCGGCGCCGGGAGAGGAGGGAUUGCGGAUCCCACACCUGCAAACUCACCGUAGAAGUCUCUAGGUGCGGCUGGGGGGAGGGAGCCAAUUCCCCAAGGCCGCCACCUCUCUGCGGGUGGUCUCCGCCCCUGUCCGGGGACCCGUGCCAAUGAACCUAGUGGUGGUUUCGCUUUCUCGCCUCUCGGCUGUGUGAACGUGUAUCUGCUGCGUGAUGGGUAACCAGGUGGAGAAACUGACCCACCUAAGUUAUAAGGAAGUUCCCACGGCCGACCCCACCGGCGUGGACCGGGACGACGGGCCCCGCAUCGGGGUCUCCUACAUCUUCUCCAACGACGACGAGGACGUGGAGCCGCAGCCGCCGCCCCAGGGGCCGGAUGGCGGCGGCGACGGCUUGCCCGACGGCGGGGACGGGCCACCACUGCCGCCACCGCAGCCCUACGACCCGCGACUGCACGAGGUGGAGUGUUCCGUGUUCUACCGCGACGAGUGCAUCUACCAGAAGAGCUUCGCGCCGGGCUCCGCGGCGCUGAGCACCUACACGCCCGAGAACCUGCUCAACAAGUGCAGGCCUGGCGACCUGGUGGAGUUUGUGUCGCAGGCACAGUACCCGCACUGGGCUGUCUACGUGGGCAACUUCCAGGUGGUGCACUUGCACCGGCUGGAGGUGAGCAACAGCUUCCUGACGGACGCGAGCCAGGGCCGGCGCGGCCGCGUCGUGAACGACCUGUACCGCUACAAGCCUUUGAGCCCCGGCGCGGUGGUGCGCAACGCUCUGGCACACGUGGGCGCCAAGGAGCGCGAGCUGAGCUGGCGCAACUCGGAGAGCUUCGCCGCCUGGUGCCGCUACGGCAAGCGCGAGUUCAAGAUUGGCGGCGAGCUGCGCAUCGGCAAGCAGCCCUACCGGCUGCAGAUCCAGCUCUCGGCGCAGCGCAGCCACACGCUAGAGUUCCAGAGCCUGGAGGACCUGAUCAUGGAGAAGCGGCGCAACGACCAGAUCGGGCGCGCCGCGGUGCUGCAAGAGCUCGCCACGCACCUGCAUCCGGCCGAGCCUGACGAGGGCGACAGCGACGCGGCGCGGACUACCCCGCCUCCGGGGCGCCCCCCGGCGCCGGGACGGGAGGAUGAGGCCCGGGAGGCGGCGGUGCACUGAGGGGCGAGCUGAAUGCGGAGUCUUGAGAGGGAGCCUUUCGGACCAGCCGCCGCUCCCCCUUGCCUCCUCUCACUCCGUCCUUCAGUACCUUCCAGGCCCCAUCUGGGCUCCUGGGCCAUUUGGAAAAAAGGAGAGUCGGCGAAAUGUGCAGCCAGCUGUGGCUUGAGCUUGUUACCCUGGACAGAGGAAUAAGGGGGAGCAGGUAGGAGCACUGGGGCCGGGGGUGGGUGGGACUUCUUGCCUGUCCUCUGGAUCUGUCCUCCUUUCUGACGUGGGCCAAAUGGUGGACUUGCCUGACAUUUAAUUUUUCCUGUACCUGGGUCCAAAAUCGACCCUCCUUGGGCUCUCGGGGGUGGAGGAAAGUUCAGAGUACCAGUGCCCGCCAUUGCCUCCUCCCUGCUUCCUCUCCUCCCCUGGGCCUGGAGGGGGCUCUGUACUGAGGCCUGGGAGGGUUUGUGGCUGCGCCCUGCCAAGCACCGACAGCCGCAGAUCCGCUACCUCCACCCCCCAGGGGUGUGUGUGGGAUGUGGGAGGCCCGGGUGAUUUACUGUGGCGGAUUGCUGGGGUGUAAGACUGGAGAGACCAGGCCCGGGUCUGGGAGCAGCAGACCACAACGCAGCAGCCCCCUGUGAGGUGUAAUAAAUAGUUGGGUAAACUUGGGCUACAAAACAAAGACUUUGCUACCUCCCCCUCGCCCCCCACCCCCGGGUAAUUCAUCUUCUGGAGCUGGCUUCUGGCGGAGUCUCCUGCUCCCUCCUGUUCCAGCCACCACUUCCCAGGUUUCAAGUAAAUCAUUGUCAUGGGCCAGCUAGGGGAAGGAUUCAAUUAUGAUUCUGUUUUGCCGCCUUUGUUUCUGGCCUGCUUUGGUGUAGGCACUUGGAUCCCUGUUGUUAUCAAAGGAGGGAAUGGCCCUUUGUGUCUCUGAUCUAAUUAAACCUGCUGGGCUGUGUUCAUCCGCAGGUCACACGGGGUUGGCUCCUGCCACCCCAUAAAGUAUUCACUGCAGAAGCAGCCAGAUGGAAUUGCCCUGGCAGAAAUUAGUUAAUUUCUCACCCAUCACCUAACCCCCUUCCUGAACAGUGAAGGUAACCUUUUGUAAACUAUAGGGCCUCUAAUUUUCUUUUCUUUUCUUUUUUUUUGGGGGGGGGGGCUCCUCUCGGUCCCAUCCCCCUCACUCACUUUUUUUCUGCGGGUGAUAAAAUCUUAGGCUUGAGGUCUAUUCAGUGAUAAGGUGUUUGUUUUGCUAGCCACACCUCAUGCAAUUUAAAUCCAGACACUAAGUCUUGUUACACUGCAGCAGUCUCUUUGUUUCUUGGAGAACACCCCCGCCCCCACCUUCGGAGUGAUUUUGCAAUUAAGAGGGGUAAGAGCCAUCACAAAUUAAAUGCCACCUGGUAGAGUCAGCACCGAAUCUGGUGACAGUCCUGAGGCACAGGUUGGUGGUUGUGAGAUCUGACGCAGCAGGCUGGCCUGUACUCUUUGGGUCUGCCGCUGAUCUUGCUUCCUGUACUGUGGGGCUUCUAGAAAUUUUUACAGCCCAUCUCUUGUCUUCAGGCGAGCACUUGGUUGAUGUGUGUCCUUGAUUUCACAGUGCUGCUUUGCUGCAGAUUGACAUUGCUAAUUCCGUCCCAAAAGUUGCGUGAAGUUUUCCUUUCUUUUGGGAGUCAUUUUAGAUGACACUGAGCAAGUCCUUUUUUGAAGAAAUUCUUAAAGUUGGAAUGGAAUCCUAUUUUGAGUUGUCCUAUAUUGCUGUGGACAUCCUUGGGCCUUUUCCGUGGGGAUUUCUAACUCAUGCAACAAGACUUGAAGGAUUUCCUUGUAUACUUUUUUCAAACUUGGAAGUUGAUGCCAUAAUUUUUAAAAGCCUAGACCGUCGUAGCACCUCAGUAGGAAAUAAUUUCAUUUUAGGGGCAUUAGCUAUGUUCCCUGUUCUCACAAGUAUCACCAAGCAGGUCCUGUCCCUUUGCUAAAGAUGAACCACUCUCAGCCCUAGUCUGGGACUUUGGAGAGAUGUCUGUCACCUGUGCGAAAUGUAGAUGUAGUUUUCAUGUGUAAUAAGCUCUCAGCUUCAUGUUUAUAUUCUCUUGUUCAUGGAAAAGCCAAUCGAGGUAAAAGACAUUGAGGAGAGCCUCAGAUAUCCAACAGAUUUGGGUUUCAUUUUGUUUUGUUUUGUUCGUUUAACAUGGUAGUUGAAAGACCAGUGUGCAGACAGCGAGAGGGGAGAAGAAUGACGGUCCAGCAGCUCUGGGCUGGCUAACCAGCUUAGCUCUCCGUCUCCCUAUCUCUGGUGGCCUCCUUUGCCCUCAAUUAAAAAGUGAAUGUCCUUGGUCACACGGAGAUACCCCAGUGACUGUCUUGUUACAAAGGAACUGCUCCUUGUGGGAAGUCUCCACUUGAAGGAAGAACUCUUAAUCCACACCAAUAGUAGUAGUCUGCCUCUAGAGAAGAGGUUUCUGAAAAUGAACUAGAAGAGGAAAUCCUCCCACUCCAGAGACUGCUUUCCCAAUUCAUGCAAGUAUUUUUACUGGCUACCGGAGGUGUGAAGUACUUAAUACGAAGAAUGAUUCCAUUGGAAGUUGUCUUAGGGCUCUCUGAGGCUCUAACGUGAAUCGACAGCCAACAACGGAGGCUUCAAGAAAGGGGAAGCCGUCAGUGCAGCUCUUUCCUCAAGGUGGCAGUGUUGCGGAUAAGUGAGUUUUCAAUGUCCAGGCUACGGCUACAUCUGGCACUUUAAAAAAUAUAUAUAUAUAUAUUUAAUAAUUUUUGUUUCUCCUUGGGAAUAAGACUUUAGAACUAUUUUGUACUGUGAAUUAUGUAUGUUCUUUGAAAGAAAAAUUGAUUCUAACGUUCUUCAGAAGCUGUGGCAGGGAUAAGCAAGACCCCGGACUGGAACACCUACUAAACGUAAUGAAACAAAUUCUAUUUUCUUACUUGAGCAAAUAUUUUAUUGAGACUGCUUAUGUAUGUCAAAGGAGCCUGCAACAUCAGCUACACAACUUUUUGUAUCGAAAAGAACUCGUACUUUUUGUAGCUUUUAUUCCACAUGUAAUUUAAAAUGACUUUAGCACUAAAAUGCCUAUAGAAGAAGACUUGACACCAGACCUUUAAGGAAAUUUUUAGUUUUUAUGAAAAAUAACACUUCAGUGGUUAACCUUCUCGUGUCUUUGGUGCUUCUGGCCCUAAGAGCAGCACUAGACAACACGACAACCACAUGGAAACAUAUUUUUGAAAGCAAAACUUUAAUUUUAUACGACAUAUGCUACAGAGAGUGAAGAAAAAUUAAUGACUAACCAUUUUCUAUUUUUUUUCUUAACAAAAUGGAAUCCACUGUGUCGAAGACUCUUGAUAUUAACGUGAUUGUCUAACCAUUUUUUAAAAAUAAAUUAGAAUAAAAUCUAUAAUCACAGUCUUCAAAUGGUUUUGUUUGGGAAGUUACAUUUGUGAAUUUUUUUUUUUUUUUUAAAUCAUGGUAACUAUAAACUUGACUGGUUCAUUCAGAUGUUCACUAUGUUUUGUUCUUAGCUGUAAUUUUUGUGACCCAUGGAGAAUUACAUUGACUAACAUGGUAAAUUCUAUGUAUAUUUUAUUUUCUAAUGAAUUGUGUAAACUGUAUUUUUGUUGAAGAAUGUAUGUUAAAUCAAUGUUACAUUUUCAUACCACUUCUUGAGAAGGAGGUUCUGGAUUUGAAAUUGUAUCAUUUCCUUCAAAAUGAAGGGCAGUGUUUAGUUAAAUAAAAGAUUGAUGACAUCUUUUGAACCA
Molecule: messenger RNA, 5247 nt
Organism: Lutra lutra (Eurasian river otter)
Lineage: Eukaryota; Metazoa; Chordata; Mammalia; Carnivora; Mustelidae
Gene: LRATD2
Product: LRAT domain containing 2
Exons: 2
Coding region: 550-1488 (312 amino acids)
Source: RefSeq, a predicted model, not a curated record